Messenger RNA from Pseudo-nitzschia multistriata, 3732 nucleotides. NCBI's taxonomy places the organism in Eukaryota, Bacillariophyta, Bacillariophyceae, Bacillariales, Bacillariaceae. The record is from the annotation of a GenBank genome assembly.
CUUAAAUGUGCAAUUCACAGUCGCCAYCGUGACAUCAUUCGGGGAACUGCAAACAAACCAAAAACAGCCGAGGUGAAAUGAACACGUGCUUUAGGUGUGGGGUGCUGUACGGUACGAUCACCGUCUUGCUCGCACGAAAGCACGGGAGCCGAUGAUUGGUCGAUUAGUCGUACCCGAAGCAAAAWUUUUCGCAACCGUUGAACACGCUGCCCGUGCUUUUUUCAACCGCAGGCGAAGCACCCGCAGUAGAAUCAUGAUAAUAUCGACGUAGCACGGUACGAGUGCAACUACUAUGUUGUAAAAUACCUCGUCAGGCAAUACGUACGGUACGASACAGCUCGGCACAACCAACCUGGUUCCGAUUUUGAUUGCCGGCCGAUAUCCUCCCAGAUUUUCGUCGAUCGAAUCUUGUCGGCAGUCGCAGUCGUAGCGGAUCCGAAAACUCCGUUAGUGGUUUGUUCCAAAGAAUUCGAUUCAUCGCAACCCGCCCAUCGUCGGAGCUUCCGAAUCGAUAUUAUCGAAACAUUUAUGAUGGAGGCACGAAAGAGAGGGGGGACCUCCCGGGAAAGCGUCGGUGACUAUGACAUCGAGACCAACCAGGGCGUUGGGGCCGUCGACAUGGCUUCGGCGUCUCCCUAUUCGAGGAUGGCCAAGGACCCAGUGGAAGUAGUCGGCGGCGCUCCCGACGGGAUCUUGGCCCCCGGCCCGUCUCCKGCCGAAGACUCGCACAUUCGCAGCCUUGCAAAGGGCUUCACGUGGAGAUUCGUCGCCAGCGGAACGACGAUUGCGAUCGCCAAGAUUGUGACGGGGGAGACGACGAUCGCCUUUCAGAUUGGCUUUAUCGAAUUCUUUGCCAAGAUCAUGAUCUACUACCUGCACGAACGGAUAUGGGCCAAGAUCCGCUUGUAGCGUGGAAUCGAAUCGAAUUGAAUUGAAUUGAAUCGAAGCACAGAACCUUCCGAGGCGGUGAGGAGAACAGAACGAAACAACGCCAGCCGGCUCACUGGACGGUUGAUGAAUCUAUCAAACGAGCAAGCAAAGGAGUGAACCAUUCAAUCUUCUCCCUUCGAACCAAUAAGUUGUUCAGAAGUUCAAACACGUUACACUUUCUGGUAUGCUAGUAUUUGGUUUGCACGAUGGGGAGAUGGAUCCUAUCCUGGCUUGCCUGGUCAGUUUUAAAACCAUGUACACUAUGAAAAAUAAAAAGAGCUGCAACUGGAUGAUACAUUGGCGUGCAAGUUAAAGAUACUUAAACAGAACCAAAAGGCGUUCGGAGAGUAAACCUAAGAGGGACUUGCUUCUAUGGUUCCAGGAUUUGCUGGUAGUGGUUUGAAAGCAUUUUAGUAGAUUUUCCACUUCCUUACACAGUGAAUCCUUAUCAUUCGUUCAGUUAUCCAAAAGGAUCUGCCCUCGCGUUCGCGCAUUUCUUGUUGUUUUCGUGUUUGGCGGUUCUGCCAUAUGAAACCGAUGCAGUGCGCAUCGAAUCUGUCGGAGGAAUUCGGAUAAACAACCCAUCUCUGUUGAAUGUCCCCAUGCAAUUCCUUGCAGCUUCUACAUCGCACGAUAACGAUCACUAACAAAAGAAGAAAACUAAAUUUUGUGUUAGCUGUACACGUCCAUUACUGCCGCCUCUGUUAUCAGCAUCACCACUGCCACUGCCACUGCUACCAUAGCCAGCUCCUAACAUCAACAAUAUCUCAUAUCGAUCCCUCGAGCCUUGUUGAAUGGAAGGGAGAAAUGUAAGCCAAAUUUGCCAACAAAGUGUCUGACAUUGCUUUCAAUUAUUUUACCACCAAGCGCAACGAGCGCAAAGAAAAAGACACGGUGAAAGUCGCGACACAUGAGCAUGAUGUUGCUUUACUAUUCCAGGUCCUUCGCACAAAAAUCUGAGAUGCUGGACAGCCCAACAAGGUCCAUAAUUUUCACCAAUCGACUAAACUUGCUCAUCGAAUUAUCGAAGUCCAACACACACACAAACACCGUGUCACGGUUGUUAUGGAAGUAAACAAGUACACAAACAAAUUAUCAGAGAUGCAGAUUCCGGCAAGUUGGAAUUAUUUCAAGUCAAACCUUCGAUUGUCGUAGCAAAUCAAGGCUAUGAACUGUUCUAAAAUGUGGUGRUCAAUGUGACGCUUGAGUGGAUUAGCCGAUUGUUUUACAACGAUAGAGAAAUGGUUUUUGGAAACAUCACCAUCUGUCAUGGAUGGCAUGGUGAUUAAAAUAACCAAAGAAACGAAGAAUCAAAGGAACGCAUCAAAGAAGACAAAGUUCUUSUCAAUCAUUUUCGGACCAUUCUUUCCGAAUUUUUGACUUCCAUUGACAAUCUAUAAGGAGAAAGUCCUUCUGGUCCGACAGCAGCCACAGUCAGAAAAAAAAAGAAACCCAGUUCAAAGUUGAUGUCGGAUUCCACAAAUCAGAACAAAUUAUGUGAAUGGACGAAUGAAAUUUUUUGCAAUCUGAUUAAGAACCAUGAGAAAAGGGCAUCUAUAGCAGGAAUGUCUCUCRAACUCUCAAUAUCAAGAUCCAUAAUCUCGCGACUGAAAUCAAAGAAUGUUCCUUGCUCAAUGCCUUCGACCCGGACGACAAGAUCAAAACUCGUCUGUUUGAUGCCCCAACCKCGAUAAAUUUCUUCUUGACCAGAAGYAGAAUUCUAACAGCAUCCCAACCAACCAGUAUGUGUUUACUCUGCGUCAAUGUCUCCGUUGCAACAACAUAGAAGGAGCCUAUCCACUGGCGGUUGAGUUUUAUGGUUUGUCAUUCUCCUUCUGGCGUAAACGAACAACGAUACAAGGCUGGUUGAACAAGAAUCAUGUAGUUUUAUUUUGGUUGCUAGCUCCUGUAAUUGCUACGCACGGUUUUGAAAGGACGAUAUUUUAUMAUUUUUCUUUUGUUUUUUUUUGAAUGUCGUUUCCGGGUAGUCAUGCAUACAGUCUGAUCCGUUCGUAUACACCCAGGCCGUUGCUUCGAUGCUCUAUCGUUUUGCGCAGCAACGACCCGCCACCAGAAUUCUUGUUUCUUUUUCCACUAAGCAGAUUGUUGUUUCUCUAGGUCCUCCAGGUGGACAUAGGUAUUGCCCACGGGCAGGAACUCCGUCAGGUGCUCCUUCGCUCGCUGGUGCGUCUCCAGGGAGGUUCGCUUGAUGUCCUCGGCCUCAUCGGCCGUCACGGUGGCAACAAAGGUCGCCGGGUUUCCUGCCCACUUCUGUCCCGACGGAAUGUACGUGUAAGGAGGGACGACCGUCCCCGGUUCGAGGAUAACGUUCGACUCCACGACGGCGCCCUCAAGGAUGGUGCACUUCUCUCCGAUGACCACCAGGUCCUCGAUGCGGCAGGAUUUUAGGACGCAGCCCCCACCGAUGGUAACAUAGUGCCCGAUGCUUGUGAYGGGGGGRAAUCCCGUUUUCAGGGUCCCGUUCUUUUUGAGGGUGGUGACGACGGAUCCUUCUCCGACGCUCGACGUGAACCCGAUUGUGAUGGGGUGGGAGGAAUCGGCGCGGACCACGGCUCCGUACCAAACGCUGGAUUGGUCCCAAUUCGUCACCUCGCCGAUCACCGAUGCAGUGGGGGCGAUGAAGGUGUCGUUCGUGACAAACGGUGACUGCCCGAGGAAGGUCAUCUUUGGGCGGUGUCGGGAAAUAAUCUAUUUGUUUCGAAUCCGGAUUCGGUUUGAUUCGUUUCGUUUCAUUUCGUUGGAUUCAAUCACACGAAGAUCAAAUAAGUUCAGUCAUAAUGU